AUGGAUCCUGCGGCGCGUUCCGGUGCUACUGUUGCUGCCAUUGUCGGCCCAGAAGGUCAAAGCAUGUGUAGACGAGUGGCAAAGCCUGAAGAGCAUGUCCUUACACCUGGAUAUGUCUUUAUAGCAGCGGGAGAUCUUCGAAAAAAAACUACCAUCUACACUGCACAGCUUGCACCGGUCAUGGUCGCUACCGCUGAGGCAGUUGCGUUGAUAUUUGCCGUCCAUGCCUUGGGCCGAACUUGUACUGGUGGAUGCGGGGAAAAUUCCAAGAUUUAA
Sclerotinia sclerotiorum 1980 UF-70 is the source of this 276-nucleotide messenger RNA. RefSeq lists its product with no specific name. NCBI's taxonomy places the organism in Eukaryota, Fungi, Ascomycota, Leotiomycetes, Helotiales, Sclerotiniaceae. The record is from RefSeq and is a predicted model, not a curated record. The transcript is spliced from 4 exons. Bases 1 to 276 code for a protein of 91 amino acids.